Messenger RNA from Linnemannia hyalina, 3096 nucleotides. The record is from the annotation of a GenBank genome assembly. Lineage: Eukaryota; Fungi; Mortierellomycota; Mortierellomycetes; Mortierellales; Mortierellaceae.
AUGUCUGCUCCCCUUAUUGAUGCCAUUGUCAAGGCCGAGAACACCGAGCAGCGUCAGGCCGCUGCCGACGCCCUUGCAGCCUUCGCCAAGUCCGAGGGUCUUGUCAAGUCCGUCGCUAUUAUCGAGAGCCUUUCGCCUCUCCUCGAGAACAAGAAGUCCGUCCCCCACCGUGAGGGUGCCCUUCUCGCUCUCGGCUCCUUGGCCACUACCUUUGGCCAGGCUGGCGAGCCUUUCUUGAUCCCCCAGAUGCCCAAGGUCUUUGAGCUCUACUCGGACAAGAUGGUUGUCGUCCGUGAUGCCGCCUCUGUUGCCUCCAAGGCUAUUAUGUCCCUCCCCACCCGUUAUGCCGUCCGUCUCUUGUUGCCCGUCAUCUUCCACGCCAUCAAGGAGUCGAAGUGGCACUCCAAGAUCGGUGCUUUGGACAUUCUCUCUGGUUUGACCUUCUCCGCUCCUCAGCAAAUCUCGGCUGCUCUUUCUGACAUUAUUCCCAUUGUCAGCGAGACCAUGUGGGACUCUAAGCCCGAGGUUCGCGACCAGGCCACCAAGACCAUCACCGACUGCUUCAACGUCGUUGGUAACCCCGAUUUGAUCUCCUCCAUCCCCUACCUCGUUGGAUGCAUCAACCGCCCCGAGGAGGCCGCCGAGUGCAUUCACCAGCUCGCCGCCACCACCUUCGUUACCACCGUCGAGGAGCCCACCCUUGCCAUCAUGUGCCCUCUUCUUGUCCGUGGUCUCGCUGAGCGUACCCCUUCUAUCCAGCGUCAGACCGCCGUCAUUAUCGACAACAUGUGCAAGCUCGUCGAGAACCCCGCUCACGCCCAGCAGUUCUUGCCCAAGCUCUUGCCCGGUUUGGACCGCAUGAUCGAGAUCGGUGCCUCUCCCGAGCUCCGUUCCGUCGCCGAGCGUGCCCGUUCCACCUUGGUCCGUGUCGGUGGUGGUGAGCCCGGUUCCAAGGACCAGGUUGUCAUCAUUGCCUACACCGUCACUGCCACCGAGGUCCUCGAGGUUCUCAAGGCUAAGGCCACCUUCAUCAAGGAGGAUGCCUUCUCCGCCUCCCUCCUUGGUUACGUCUCCACCCUCUGCGCCGAGUUGAUUGCCUCUCGCAACUUUGAGAAGGACGCCUGGGUCUCUUCCGUCGUCCCUUACCUCACCGUUGUCGGUUCCGAUGCCGAGGUCGCUGCUCUCGCCAACGAGCUCAACGCCUUCUACAUUGAUUUCGAUGCCAAGAACGCUCUCGCCAACGCCGCUGUUGAGGAUGUUGAGGAGGGUGAGCUUCUCUGCGACUGCGAGUUCUCCCUCGCCUACGGUGGCAUGAUUCUCUUGAACAAGACCCGCCUCAACCUCCGUCGUGGUCAGCGUUACGGUCUUUGCGGACCCAACGGUGUCGGAAAGUCGACCCUCAUGCGCGCCAUCGCUUCUGGUCAGCUCGAGGGCUUCCCCUCGCCCGAUGAGCUCAAGACCGUCUUCGUCGAGCACAACUUGCAGGCUGAGGAUGCCGACCUCCCCGUUGUCCAGUUCAUCUUCAACGAUGAGAACAUCAAGAACCUCGACCGCAAGGCCGUCAUUGAGAUGCUCGAGUCUGUCGGUUUCGACCAGGAGAAGCAGGAUCAGGCCGUCGGUUCCCUUUCCGGUGGUUGGAAGAUGAAGCUCGAGUUGGCCCGUGCCAUGUUGAUGAACGCCGAUAUCUUGUUGUUGGACGAGCCUACCAACCAUUUGGAUGUUGCCAACGUCGCCUGGUUGCAGAACUACCUCAACUCGCUCACCAACGUCACCUCCAUGAUCGUCUCCCACGACUCUGGUUUCCUCGACACCGUCUGCACGGGUAUUAUCCACUACGAGACCCGCAAGCUCAAGAAGUACAAGGGUAACUUGUCCAAGUUCGUCGAGCAGUACCCCGCCGGUCGCUCUUACUACGAGUUGUCUGCCUCCCCCAUUGCCUUCAAGCUCCCCGAGCCCGGUUUCUUGGAUGGUGUCAAGUCCAAGGAUAAGGCCCUCGUCAAGCUCCAGAACAUUGAUUUCGCCUACCCUGGUGCCACCAAGUUGACCAUCAUGAACAUGUCUUGCCAGGUCUCCUUGAACUCCCGUGUUGCCGUCAUUGGCCCCAACGGAGCCGGAAAGUCGACCCUCAUCAAGGUCUUGACCGGUGAGACUGCCCCCACCGACGGUGUCGUCACCAAGCACCCUAACGUCCGUGUCGCCUACGUCGCCCAGCACGCCUUCCACCACGUCGAGCAGCACUUGGAGAAGACCCCCAACGAGUACAUCCGCUGGCGUUACCAGUACGGUGAGGAUCGUGAGAUGGUCAACAAGGCCACUCGCAAGAUCUCGCCCGAAGAGGAGGCCCAGAUGAAGAAGUUCAUCCAGUGGGAGAUUAACGAGAAGAUCGAGAAGGUCCAGAUCGAGGACCUUUACGGACGUCGCAAGGCCAAGCGCUCUUUCGAGUACGAGGUUCAGUUCGUUGGACGCUCGUACGAGGACAACGCCUGGAUUGCCCGUGAGAAGCUCGAGGAGUGGGGUUUCGAGAAGGUCCUUCAGGCCUUCGACGACAAGGAGGCUGCCAAGGCUGGUGCCUGGACCCGCUCCUUGACCGCCGUUGAGGUUGAGAAGCACUUGUCUGAUCUCGGACUCGAUGCCGAGUUCGCUACCCACUCCCGCAUCAAGGGUCUCUCCGGAGGACAGAAGGUCAAGGUCGUCCUUGCCGCCGCCAUGUGGCUCAACCCCCAUUUGUUGGUCUUGGACGAGCCCACCAACUACUUGGAUCGUGACUCCCUCGGUGCAUUGUCUUUGGCCAUCAAGGACUUCGGUGGUGGAGUUGUCAUUAUUUCCCAUAACCGCGAGUUCACGGACACUGUCACUGUUGAGAAGUGGUCUGUUGUCGCUGGUGUCUUGACCAUCACCGGUAACAACUACACCCAGAAGAACUUGGAGAAGAUCGUCAUGAAGGAGGAGGAGGUCAAGAUCGAUGCCUUCGGUAACGUCGAGAAGGUCAAGUCUACCCGCAAGUUGUCCCGCAAGGAGAUCAAGGACAAGCAGAAGCGUCGCGCUGCUGCCAAGAAGCGUGGUGAGGAGGUCUCCGAUUCCGAGGAGGAUUUCUAA